Molecule: messenger RNA, 1596 nt
Organism: Olea europaea var. sylvestris
Lineage: Eukaryota; Viridiplantae; Streptophyta; Magnoliopsida; Lamiales; Oleaceae
Exons: 4
Coding region: 1-1596 (531 amino acids)
Molecular function (GO): nucleic acid binding; zinc ion binding
Source: RefSeq, a predicted model, not a curated record
AUGAGUCAAUCACUGUCUGUACCUUCGUUUUUCGACGGAAGUAAUUAUGCAUAUUGGAAGGUUAGGAUGCGUGCAUUCCUUAAGUCCUUAGAUGAGCAUGUUUGGAUUAGUGUUCAAAAUGGAUGGAAACCUCCCUCUAUUAUCGUAUCAGGAAACAUUCACCUUACUGACAUAUCUGUGUGGACUAAAGAUGAAUUAGCUGCUUGUAAUUGGAAUAGUAAGGGAAUUCAUGUAUUAUUCAUGGCUCUAUCUCCAGAAGAGUUUAGGAGAGUCUCUAUGUGCGAAACUGCUAAAGAGAACUCAAAAUUGCAAAUGCUAGCCUCUAGGUUUGAAGAAGUAAGGAUGAAAGAUGAUGAAACCUUUGAUGAGUUUUAUGCUAAACUAAAUGAUAUAGUUAACUCUAGUUUCAACCUAGGUGAGAGAAUUCCCGAGACUAAAAUUGUGAGAAAAGUACUUAGAUCCCUACCUGAGAGAUUUAGGCCUAAAGUCACUGCCAUUGAGGAAAGUAAGGACCUAGAUGAAGUUAAGAUCGAAGAAUUGGUAGGAUCAUUGCAAACCUAUGAACUCACUCUCUCACAACAUAAGAAAGGAAAGUCCAUAGCCCUAAAAGCCAUUAAAGAAAAUGAAUCGUCUGAUACGGAGUCACUUAGGGAUGAGGAAAUUGCAUACUUUGUUAAGAAAUUUCAAAAAGUCCUCAAUAAUAGGAGAAAGCCUCAGGAUAGAAAGAGUGGAGCCCCUAGCAGAUUCACAAAAGAUAAAAUUGAGAAAGUUAACAAUAAAGGGUCAAGUGAGAAGCUACGUUUGGUUAGAUGUCAUGAGUGUCAAGGAAUAGGUCACUAUAGGAAUGAAUGUCCUAGCUAUAAGAAAAAUCAAAGAAAAUGGAAAGGUAAGGCCUUAGUUGUCUCUCUUACUGAUAAUAAAUCUGAGACCAGUGAUAGGCAGGAAUCCUCUAGUAGUGACGAUGAAGGAAAUUAUAUGGCAUUUGUGGCUACUGUGAAGAGUGAAUCUGAUAAGGAGAGUGACAAGGUUGAGGAAGAACAUUCAAACGAUAAUUCAGGUAAUGAGGAUGAGGAUGAGGAUGAGGAUGACAUAGACUUACAAGAAGCGUAUCAACAGUUGUUUAAGGAGAGUCUUAAAAUAAAGAAGGUCAAUAAACCCUGCUUAAAAAGGUUGACGAACUUGAAAGGGAAAAAGAGAAACUGGGUAGUAAGUUUCAGGAGUCACUUAAGAGUGACAUUCAUAAGUGGAACUAAGAAAUUAGAUAACCUGUUGGGAAUGAAUAAGCCAGUAGGAGACAAGAGAGGUCUAGGAUAUGUUGAGGGUAAUACAACUAUCGCUGGACCAUCUAAGACUGUCUUCGUGGCUGCCUCUAAGUCUAAUGCUGUUAGGAGUCCAAGUAAGGGUAAGAGUGUUCCUAGGGAACAGAGUCAGCAAUCACGUAGGAACAUCAGGACUAGGUACCCACAGACACGUACCUUUGAGCCUAGGUUCAUUCCCACCUGUCACCACUGUGGUGCUCUAGAACACACUAGGCCUAGAUGUUACAAGUUAGGCAAUGAGCGUAGAAGUCAAAACAUUCCUAAUCAGGCUAACUAA